This is a messenger RNA of Solanum tuberosum (potato), 1557 nucleotides long. Its product is annotated as equilibrative nucleotide transporter 3-like. The transcript has 10 exons. The record is from RefSeq and is a predicted model, not a curated record. Gene Ontology annotation, molecular function: nucleoside transmembrane transporter activity. Gene Ontology annotation, cellular component: plasma membrane. Bases 209 to 1474 code for a protein of 421 amino acids. NCBI's taxonomy places the organism in Eukaryota, Viridiplantae, Streptophyta, Magnoliopsida, Solanales, Solanaceae. Gene Ontology annotation, biological process: nucleoside transmembrane transport.
UGAUAAGGUAUUUAUUUCAUCACCUUAUAAUUCCGUCCCUGUUCACACUUUGACCUGUAGAGAUUCCAAUAAAUUCAUGUAUAUAAAGAAUCCUAAAUAGGCUGUGAGAGAAUCUUCUAUUCACAUCAUUUUACACUUUUGCGGUCAAUAGAGACUCCAUACAUACCUUCAUUUGUCACUUGAUAAGUGCAGUUACAAAGAAGCAGCCAUGACUAAUGCUAUUUCAAGUAGAAGUCCAAGUCCUACAAGGCUUGAGGGGAAAUUUAUGGGUAUUUUUGUUUGUUGGAUUUUGGGACUUGGGUCACUUGUUUCUUGGAACAGUUUAUUGAGCAUAGGAGAUUACUACUAUGCAUUGUUUCCAGAUUAUCAUCCUUCAAGGGUACUCACACUAGUGUAUCAGCCAUUUGCACUUGGAACAAUGGCAAUUCUUGCGUAUAAUGAGGCAAAAGUUGAUACAAGAAAGCGCAACUUAGCUGGAUAUAUUCUUUUUACCUUAAGUACAGUCGCACUUAUAGUGUUGGAUUUGGCAACGUCCGGUACGGGUGGAAUAGGAAAUUACAUUGGUAUAUGUUUCAUAGUAGGAUGUUUUGGAGUUGCAGAUGCUCAUGUUCAAGGUGGAAUGGUUGGAGAUUUAGCUUUCAUGUGCCCUGAGUUUAUGCAAUCGUUUUUUGGUGGUCUUGCUGCAUCUGGUGCACUUACCUCUGGUUUAAGGCUAAUAACCAAGGCAGCUUUUGGAAACAGUAACCAUGGCUUUCGCAAAGGAGUUAUGUUAUUUCUUGCCAUCUCCGCAUUCUUUGAAUUCCUAUGCAUCCUUCUAUAUGCAUUCAUAUUCCCUAAGCUACCAAUUGUGAAGCACUACCGUUCAAAGGCAGCUGCAGAAGGAUCAACAACUGUUGCAGCUGACUUAGCUGCUGCAGGCAUUGGAAUUCAACCGAUGGAAAAAGCUAAUAACGAUGCUAAGCAAUCAGAACGUCUGACCACCAAACAAUUGCUUCUCAAGAACAUUGAUUAUGAAUUGAACUUGUAUUUGAUUUAUGUCCUCACUUUAUCAAUUUUCCCCGGAUUCUUGUAUGAAAACACUGGUACCCACCAACUGGGAUCAUGGUAUCCUCUAGUUCUGAUAGCAAUGUACAAUGUUUGGGAUCUGAUAGGAAGAUACGUUCCACUGAUUAAGAAAAUCGAGCUUAAAUCACGAAAGGGCCUCAUGAUCGCGACCCUUUCUCGUUUCUUGUUGAUUCCUUGCUUCUAUUUCACUGCAAAAUAUGGUGAUCAAGGCUGGAUGAUAUUUCUCGUAUCCUUCUUGGGACUCACAAAUGGUUACCUCACUGUUUGUGUCAUGACAGCUGCACCUAAAGGAUACAAGGGUCCUGAGGCAAAUGCAUUGGGUAACUUGCUAGUGUUAUUCCUACUAGCUGGAAUAUUUUCCGGUGUUGCUUUAGAUUGGUUGUGGAUUAUUGGUAAUGGAAAAUUCUGAGGAGUACUCAAGAUUGGUAUGUGACAGAACAAUAGAUAACAUGUCAUUUUAGUUGGGGAUGAACAUAUAGUUCUGGUUUCAAA